AUGCACCAGGACAACGGAGGCAGGGGAGGACGUCUCUUCUCCACGGCGCUGUCCGGAAUCGACAUCGCCUUGUGGGACCUCAAAGGCAAAGCCCUGGGUGUCCCAGUCUACAAGUUACUCGGCGGGCCGAUACGAGACAAGAUCCGCGUCUACGCCAACGGUUGGUAUACGAAUCCAGGUACGCCCGAACAAAAUGCCGAAGAGGCGCUGCGGGUGAUCGAAAUGGGCUAUACCGCCAUGAAGUUCGACCCCUUUGGCCACCACAACUACUACACGAUCUCACCCGAGGAGGCACAGCUCGCUGAGGACCGAGUAGCCGCAGUAAGGGAAGCCGUCGGGCCCAACAUCGAAAUACUCGUCGAGGUCCACGCCAAGUUCAACGUGUACACCGCAGUCCUUCUUGGCCAGCGGCUCGAAAAGUACAGACCCUUCUGGUUCGAGGAGCCAGUCUCCCAGGAGAACGUUGGCGAGAUGGCACAGGUGCGCGAGAAAGUAAACAUCCCGAUCGCGACUGGUGAGCGUCUUUAUUUGAAAUUCCCUUUCUACGAGCUCGUGAAGGCAGACGCUGUCGACAUUCUCCAGCCCGAUAUGUGCAACGCUGGGGGAAUCACCGAGCUAAAGAAGAUUGCCGCGAUAGCCGAACCCCGCCAUGUCCUAAUGGCGCCGCACAACACCAAUGCCGCUGUUGGCACUGUCGCCAGCCUCCACCUCGAUGCAGCUACUCCCAACUUCCUAAUCCAGGAGUAUCACGCCGAGUUCUACGAACCUCACUACUUCGAUGUGUUCGACGGACUGCCCAGGCAGAAAGACGGCUAUGUCGAUCUCCCCGAUGGCCCAGGUCUUGGACUGACCUUCAACGAAGAAGUCGCCGAAGCGCAUCCAUACAUGCCUCUGGGCCUCGGUGAACGUGGUAUUUGA
This is a messenger RNA of Geodia barretti, 918 nucleotides long. Lineage: Eukaryota; Metazoa; Porifera; Demospongiae; Tetractinellida; Geodiidae. The record is from the annotation of a GenBank genome assembly.